AACGACAACCUCUAGCAAAAAUGCCUCGUUAUGACGAUAAAUACGGUAAUACCCGUUUGUAUGUGGGACGUUUGUCCUCAAGGACGCGUUCACGUGACCUGGACAGGCUCUUUGGCAGAUAUGGGAGGUUUCUGGGGUUUUGCCUAAACCUGGAAGGUCUGUGGUAGGAGGGUGGCCUUGGUGGAAUUCGUGGAAAUUCCUUCCGAGUGUUGACUUUGGCGAUUCUUUCUCUAAUGUUAUUGCGUGUUUUUAUGGAAAUGGCAACAAUCACAAACUGGUGUUUAGUUCGUCUUUGAGGGGUGAAGUACAUUACACUUGCAGUACUUGUCUACUGAUGGCCUUACUGUUUCUGGAAACCAUUUCCGCAGAAUUCGAGGUGUGGAUAUGAAGCAUGAUUACGCCUUUGUUGAAUUUAGUGAUCCCCGAGAUGCAGAUGAUGCAAGAUAUAACUUAGAUGGCCGUGAGGUGGAGGGGAGUCGCAUCAUUGUCGAAUUUGCAAAAGGGGGUCCUCGUGGUUCUCGAGAAUACUUGGGUAGAGGUCCUCCUCCGGGAUCUGGGCGCUGCUUUAACUGUGGUAUUGAUGGCCACUGGGCUCGGGAUUGCAAAGCUGGAGACUGGAAGAAUAAGUGUUACCGCUGUGGGGAAAGAGGUCAUAUAGAACGAAACUGCAAGAACAGUCCCAAGAAAAUGAGUGGUCAUGGUCGAAGUUAUUCUCGUUCGCCUGUCAGGUCACGUUCUCCUCGUCGUGGCAGAAGCCGGGAUCGUAGUUACAGCCGAGACCGCAGCUACAGCCAAUCAAGAUCCCCUGUCCGCAGAGAACGCAGCCCUGUUCGUGAAGAUAGAUCAGAGUCUCCCCGCUACAGAAGUCCAGAACCCAAGAAUAGUCCUCCAUCUGCCAAGACAAGGAACGAUAGCCCUACUUUAGAUGAAGGCAAUCAACAGGAGAGAGAGGACAUGUCUCCUGGGAAUGGUGGGCUGACCACCCGGCAAGAUGGAUCUGACUAUAGUGAUGGUCCUAGAAGAAGGAGCAGAAGUAGAAGCCCUGUUAGCCCAAAAACUAAUGGUGGUGGCCGCAGUGCUAGCCCUAGGGAUGAUAGGAGCCCCAUUGACGAUGACGACGACACCCGCCAUUCUCCAAGGGGCAGCGAGUCACCUUGAAGCGCCAUUCUGGGAAUGAUUUAUGUGCUUCCUUUUUGAAAUUAUCCGUCUAUGUGCUUGGAGGAGACAAUUGGUUUCGAGGCAUUUUGGCAAUAAUGUGUCUCUGCCAUUUGCGACAUUUUUUUUCUUUGGUUUUUGUCCCUUUUGUUUUCGUUUUUUUUUUAAACGUGCCAACCAUUAUUGAUACUAGAUUUAUCUGUUGUAAAAUGAUUCUAAGAAUGAAAUAUUAGAACUGAUCAAAUUAUAUAUAUGUUUGAAAAUUACUUGUUCGAA
This is a messenger RNA of Prosopis cineraria, 1431 nucleotides long. RefSeq names its product serine/arginine-rich splicing factor RS2Z33-like. Gene Ontology annotation, biological process: mRNA splicing, via spliceosome. The transcript is spliced from 7 exons. The record is from RefSeq and is a predicted model, not a curated record. Gene Ontology annotation, cellular component: nuclear speck. Gene Ontology annotation, molecular function: zinc ion binding; mRNA binding. The coding region runs from base 385 to 1158 and encodes 257 amino acids. Lineage: Eukaryota; Viridiplantae; Streptophyta; Magnoliopsida; Fabales; Fabaceae.